ACACAUCCCUUCAGGUCUGGGUACUCGCUGGUCUUGGGGGGCAAUCACUUCUUCUUAAGCCUACAAACAGCAGUAAAGAGCAGUCAUGCCUUUCGGGAACAACCAUAACCUUCUGAAGCUGAAAAACUCUGUGGAAGAUGAGUUCCCCGACCUGAGUCUCCACAACAAUCACAUGGCCAAAGUGCUGACCCUGGACCUGUACAAGAAGCUGAGAGACAAGCAGACCCCCAGUGGAUUUACUGUGGAUGAUGCCAUUCAAACUGGGAUCGAUAACCCAGGACACCCCUUCAUUAUGACCGUGGGAUGUGUUGCUGGUGAUGAGGAGUGCUAUGAGGUAUUCAAGGAUCUGUUUGACCCCAUCAUCGAGGACAGACAUGGAGGAUAUAAGCCAACUGACCAGCACAAGACGGACUUGAAUUCUGAAAACCUGAAGGGUGGUGAUGAUCUGGACCCAAACUACGUCAUCAGCUCCCGUGUCCGGACCGGGAGGAGCAUUCGUGGCUUCUGCCUCCCUCCUCAUUGCAGCCGCGGCGAAAGGCGAGCAAUUGAAAAGCUGUCCAUCGAAGCUCUUGCUAACCUGGAUGGUGACCUGAAAGGAAAAUAUUACGCCCUGAAAAGCAUGACCGAUCAAGAACAGCAGCAGCUUAUAGAUGACCACUUCCUCUUCGACAAGCCGGUGUCUCCUCUGCUCCUGGCCUCUGGAAUGGCCCGGGACUGGCCUGAUGCCAGGGGGAUCUGGCAUAACGACAACAAGACCUUCCUCGUCUGGAUCAACGAGGAAGACCACCUACGUGUGAUUUCCAUGCAGAAGGGCGGAAACAUGAAAGAAGUGUUCAAGAGGUUCUGCGAUGGCCUGACCACUAUUGAAUCCCUCUUCAAGAACAAAGGGUACGAGUUCAUGUGGAACCAGCACCUCGGUUACAUCCUGACCUGCCCGUCGAACCUGGGAACCGGUCUGCGCGCCGGCGUUCACGUUAAGCUGCCGAACCUCAGCAAGAACGACAAGUUUGGCGAAAUCCUCAAGAGGCUAAGGCUCCAAAAGCGAGGAACCGGUGGUGUAGACACAGCAGCCGUAGGCGGCGUCUUUGAUAUAUCCAACGCCGACCGCCUGGGCUUCUCCGAGGUCGAACUGGUCCAGAUGGUCGUCGACGGGGUGAAGCUCCUUGUUGAGAUGGAAAAGCGCUUGGAGAAGGGCCAGUCCAUCGACGACCUGAUUCCGGCGCAGAAAUAAACGCACUUUAAUAGCCAUGCUUUCUAAUUUAUUGGACGACCAAUAGCAUCACUGAGUGAGACCUCCGGACCCGACUCCUGCUUAGUAACACUGUAGAGAUCGUCUUCCAUCCGUUCAUGUUUUUUAGAGAUUUUUCUUUUUGAUGGCUGCAAUGUUACUGAAAAUAGAAAAUAAAACGGUCUUGCCUUGA
This is a messenger RNA of Spea bombifrons (plains spadefoot toad), 1421 nucleotides long. It is a transcript of the gene CKB, whose product is annotated as creatine kinase B. NCBI's taxonomy places the organism in Eukaryota, Metazoa, Chordata, Amphibia, Anura, Pelobatidae. Gene Ontology annotation, molecular function: creatine kinase activity. Gene Ontology annotation, biological process: phosphocreatine biosynthetic process. The transcript has 8 exons. Bases 86 to 1231 code for a protein of 381 amino acids. The record is from RefSeq and is a predicted model, not a curated record.